CUGGCGGGCUUUACGCCGCCAUCUUGAAUUUCAAACCGCCGCUGGUCCCGCCUCCUGCCGCUCACCUGAGCACCUGGCAUACCUGCCCGCACAGGUAUCGCUGUGCUGGAGAGCAGCGGGUCAGGAGCGACUGUAUGUGGGGCGACUUUUAGUCAGACAUGGCGGAGUCUCAGCUUCUGUGUAUGGACGAUGAGCACGUCAACGAGAAGGUCCCGGAGUCCCGGCCGGAGUUCUACUACAGCGAGGAGCAGCGGGCCGCCCUGGAGCAGCUGCUGAGGAACGGGGACGGCGCCUUCAAGAUGCGGCUGAAGGAGGACAACAUCAAGGACUUCCUCUCCGCCCGGGAGGUGAGGUUCAUCCGGAAAACCUUUCAGGAGUACGACACGGACAGCGACCCGGAGUCCGGAGAGACCGAGAAGUCCAAGGGGUCGUCCAGCGCCGACUCCGGGGUCCACUCCACCUACUGGCCCCAGAUGUCCGACACCGAGGUCCCGUCUCUGGACAUCGGCUGGCCGGGCAGCAGCGGCGUGUACAAGGGGGUGACCCGGGUGUCGGUGUACACACAUCCACCCAAAGAGUCCGGGCCGCACAUCAAGGAGGUGGUGCGGAGGCUCAUCCAGGAGGCCCACAAGGUGGUGGCCAUAGCCAUGGACCUCCUGACAGACCUGCAGAUCCUCCAGGACCUGCUGGAUGCCUCGUCACGGCGCGGGGUGGCUGUCUACGCUGUGCUGGAGGCCAGGGGAGUGCCCCACUUCCUGGAUAUGUGCGCUCGGCUGCAGAUUAAUGCGAUGCAUCUACGGAAUCUCCGUGUACGGACGGUGAAAGGCUCAGGCCUGGCCCUGUCGUUUGGAAAGCUGCCCGGGUCCCUGUGCUCCAAAUACAUGCUGGUGGACGGAGAGAAAGUCAUGUUCGGGUCGUACAGCUUCACCUGGACGUCCUCUCGGAUGGACAGGAACAUGAUCACGGUGAUGUCGGGACAGACCGUGGACUCCUUCGAUACUGACUUCAGAGAGCUGUACGCCCUGUCUGAGCAGGUGGACCUCUACAAGGAGUUCAACAUCAUCAAGCCGCCUCUACCUACGCCCAUCACCAAGCCAAAGGUGGAGCCAAUCCGGCCUCUGCCCGUCUCCAUGUCUCGCUUUCAAGUGUCCGUCAAUGACUCCAGGCAGGUCAACCUGAAGGUGCCUGCGCACAAGUACCACAAUCCUAAGUACUCCUUAGUCUUUGGGAACAGUCGGGGCCUCACAGGUUCUCUGCAGGACCUGUCGAGUGACACGAACUCGAUGGUCGAUGAUCCGAUUCAGAGGAACGGGCUGCACAACAACAUUCACGCCAUCAGGAACAGCAAGGAAAAGUUAGACCGAGACUCCCCACAGAGUCCCGGCUCACCCGCAGAGGAGGAGGGAGGCCUGAAGAAGAACUCGGCCGCCGGACUGAAGAAACGCAGCUCCUUCAGGCACUUCCUGAAAGGGAGAGCCAAUCAGAGCACAGACACUAUAGAGGAAGGCGUGGCCACUACUCAGAGCCCCUCCCCUCCUCGUAAAGUGGCGGAGACUAACGGUGUGGCAGGACACGAGCUGGAGGACUCGUUUGAGAUCCUCGAUAAACCAGGACCACUGAAAACCAAAACCAAGAAGCCCUCAAAGAUCAUUCAGAGGAGUUUGUCUCUGCAGACCAUCAACACGGGAGACGAGGACGGGUCCAAAAGUCGCCGGCGGCAUCAAAAGAAGAACUGCAUCCAGUCGUGAGAACAAAACGAAGAUGUCAUGACGUGAUGAUGUCACAGUGUCACAUGACUCUAACAGAUGACAUCACAUCUCUCUGGUCUGUGUGAAUCUCCUCGCUGUGCCUCGUGGGAGUGACCGCUGACGACACGUUUUAUUUUAACUAAUCAUGUGACGCCUCCAGAAAAUCUGAAUAAUGUAGCCAAAGUGCUGAUGGAGGCAGAUUUUAACGCCAUUAUUUCAUCCUUUUUCUAUGUUUUUGUAUUAAGUUAUUCUACAGUUAAGUGUUGUUUUUAUAUUUGACACUCGUAUGCUUGAACCUGAACACCACAGAGAAGUGACCCGGGCGGCGUGGGUGGAUUACAUCACACCUGUGAGAUGACCUGGUUCCCAUGGAGACAGGAAAAGUUAUCAGUUGUGCUGUUGUUCCUGAGUGUCGUCUUACAGACGACCCUUGGUAACAGAAGAAGUGUUCAUCGGAGUGCGUUGUGCAGGCUGUGAAUAAUGAACGCUGUGCCGCGGUGUCGACACAGUGUGAGCAGCUCGCAGCUCGCAGCUCGCCGGCUCGGUUUUUGUUUUUUGUUCAGGUGAAACUGGCUGAAAUUAAAAAUGUGAAUCCAUGAGAGACACUUGAGAUGUAAAUAAUCUAAAUUUUGUAGCAGAAACUGAAUAAAAGAAAUGAAAACAGCA
This is a messenger RNA of Acanthopagrus latus (yellowfin seabream), 2414 nucleotides long. RefSeq names its product family with sequence similarity 83 member Fa (gene sack1fa). Bases 159 to 1748 code for a protein of 529 amino acids. The record is from RefSeq and is a predicted model, not a curated record. NCBI's taxonomy places the organism in Eukaryota, Metazoa, Chordata, Actinopteri, Spariformes, Sparidae. The transcript is spliced from 5 exons.